This is a messenger RNA of Stylonychia lemnae, 1146 nucleotides long. NCBI's taxonomy places the organism in Eukaryota, Ciliophora, Spirotrichea, Sporadotrichida, Oxytrichidae. The record is from the annotation of a GenBank genome assembly.
AUGAUGCAAUCAAUCAAUAAUUCACUUAAUCAACCAUCAAGCAUUCCAGCUACUAUGUUGCAAGUGGUUGACGAUAAAAUAAGAGUCCACAAGGAAAUCGGAAGUGGUCUCCAGAGUCGUGUAUUCCUCGUUUCAUAAUAUAAACCUACAAGUGGUACUGCUGCCAAUUCUGAUGUUUCCAGCACAGAAUCAGCCUAUACUGAGGAGAAUUUGUUCGCAAUGAAGACCUUCGAAAAGGACGAGUUUAAGGCUUUAGGUCUGAGAGAGUAUUAGUUACUUAAAAAUAUAGAGGCUCAUGACAAUAUCAUCAAAGUUUACAAUCACUCCCAUAAUGGAUUGAUGUCUGCCAAAAAUUACCCUAAUUCCGUUGUCAACUUUAGCUAGUAAACUGCUUCAACUUACUCGACGAAAAAUGACUAGCCAAAACUUGACAAAGGCUUCGACUAUAUGACCAUGGAAUUUUGCUAAAACGGUGAUCUUUUUAACUUAGUUAAAAAGCAUGGCAAGCUUUCAGAGAGUUUAUCUAAGAAUCUGUUCCAUCAGUUGCUAAAUGGCUUAGAAUACCUUCAUAGUAAAGUUGAGGUUGCUCACCUUGAUCUCAAGUUAGAAAAUAUACUAGUUUCUUCAAGCUAUUCUCUCAAACUUUGCGAUUUCGGCUUUUAUGAAGAGACUAACAGGAAAAUCAACAAAAACAGAGGAACUCAUGGAUACAGAGCCCCAGAGACAUAUAUUCAAAGCAAUGAAGGAUAUGAUGGAGUCAAGGCAGACUUCUUCUCUUUGGGAGUAAUUCUAUUUAUUAUGAUAUUCGGAGUGCCUCCUUUUAAUCAGGCAACAAGAGAAGAUGGACUCUAUCGCUUGUUUUAUAGAGGUUCAUAGAGUUACAAGUAUUUCUUGCGACUCCAUUUGGGAACUAAGCAACAGUUUCAAGAGGGAAAGAUUGACCAUGAAUUGAUCGAGUUGCUUUUCGCCCUUAUGGAUGAAAAUCCAGCCAUGAGACCCUAGUCUAUAGCUGAAAUUCGAUAAUUCUCUUAUCUGACGAAGGAUCUCAUCUCUUAAGAUGAAUUCGGCUCAGAGAUGGAACAAAUUUAUUCAAAAAUUGAACAAGAAAAUUCUUAAUAAAAUGGAGUAGCAGUGGAGAUCUAAUGA